Messenger RNA from Mizuhopecten yessoensis (Yesso scallop), 1723 nucleotides. RefSeq names its product kelch-like protein 35. Gene Ontology annotation, molecular function: protein binding. The transcript has 2 exons. Lineage: Eukaryota; Metazoa; Mollusca; Bivalvia; Pectinida; Pectinidae. The record is from RefSeq and is a predicted model, not a curated record. The coding region runs from base 256 to 1518 and encodes 420 amino acids.
GGUAUGGGAUCCCCAGGAAAUUCUAAAGUUAGCAAAGAGUCAUGGCUUGGGAAAUUCCCCAUGCUAAUUUUAAUUAUAGAUUCUAGCAAUGUAUAUAAGAGGUCGAUAACGAAAAGUCCUACCAGACCUAAAACAAAUUUACAGCUAUAAACAUUGCCAUGCGCUAAUAAUUCAAGCAAAUAGAGAGUUGUACAACAAGAAGAAAACGGAAGAAACUUUGUAACAAAAAAGAAAAUAAAUAUUGACAGUGGGAAGAUGACAAACCAGAGACACACAUUGGCCCCUGCUGCACACACUAAUUCUCAGUGCACAAGUGUAGACCAGCAUCCCAGGGUCAUGCAGCGUCAAUGUUCCAACCCCGCCAACAGUUCAGACCCCACUCGGGUCUACAAGAGUCUCGAUGCCGAAUCCGGAAAGGCUUUAGCAAUGUUCUUUAGAGAGGGAUGUUUCAGAGAUAGAGGUUGCAUCAAUUCCAAAAAUGUGGACAGAUAUUUAGCCAUUUCGAGACAACUGCAUCACAAACAACUGCAGACAGCAUGUGAACUUUUUAUUAGAAAUAACAAGUUGUGUCGCCGCUUAAGUCUGGAACCCAGAUCUCAUAACGAGGCUGCUCGUUAUCAGUUGAUGUUCACAAGAAACGGGAGUGACAGGACCUCUACACCUCUCAGUGUCAAUUUGUAUUACUGUAGGAAUAAUUUCCAGAAAACUUGUCGGGUGCCCGAACUAUCCGGUGUCGGCACGGGAUUUGCAGUGUGUUGUUUACAGGACAAUAACUAUGACGCGCCUCACGUGUACGUAUCUGGAGGCGGGAAAUGUUUGGGGGACGUGUACCAUUGUGACAUUGUAAUGAACAAGAUGAAAAAAUGUUCAAAAAGACUAGUGAAGGGAAGAUCUCACCACUGUAUGACGUGUGUUCAGAACAAACUCUAUGUGUUGGGAGGGCAAUGUAGCGAAGGGGAGACAAUUCGCACCGUCGAGGAAUUCGCGCCAAAACGCCAUUCCUGGAAGACGGUUGGUAAUCUUGACAUAGGUGUCCAUAGCGCCACGACAGUCGUGCAUGGUAACCAUAUUUAUGUGUUCGGGGGAAUAUUAGACAAUGGCAAGGAAACCGCGGUAGUUCAAAUGUUUGAUCCACAAACGAAAACAUGUAAAAUUCUGGCAAAUCUACCUUUCCCUGUAUCGAAAGCACAGGCGGUUGUGCGCGAGGGAAAGAUCUUUGUUACGUGCGGUAAAGGACGUCUUGUGUCGUAUGAUCCAGCUUCAGACCAGCACGACAUCUGUACAAACAUGCCAGUGUGCUGCACAAACUUUGCGAUGUUUAACGAAAAAGAGGGUAUCUUCUUUGCUGGAGGAAAGACGCGUAACGACGACAAUGCCGUUAAGAACAUUUACGUGUACUCACCCGAGGACUGUACAUGGCACGUGACAGACAAGGACCUGUCCACUUCACUCAAUGUAUAUGGUUCAUGUUCCGUCGAAAUCCCGGCGGAAUACGGACUUGUUCCAUUCUUCAACUGAAUUCGGUGAAAAAUAUUAAUGUCCAAAAUCUAACUUUGCUGCAAUAUUAAAGUUCACAGCCGUGCAAUAUUUAUAUUUACAGACAACGUUCAAAGUUUUGCAUAAUACCAUUUGUGAAAAAACGUGCAAUAGUUCUAUUUAUUAAUUAAUUAAUGUAUUUAUUAUAUCGAUGGAUAUGUUUAUUUGGUUCGUUGAUCGUUUACAC